GCGGCUUCGGGCGCUCACGGCGCUGCGUUCGGCUCCGACGGCCUCUCCGGUGCGCUGAGGGCGCGCAGCGGAGCCGGGCCGGCGGCCGGAGGGGAGACUCCUCUCCAUGGUCCAGAAGAGCAGCAUGUCCCGGGGCCCCUACCCACCCUCGCAAGAGAUCCCCAUGGAAGUCUUCGACCCCAGCCCGCAGGGCAAAUACAGCAAGAGGAAAGGGCGAUUCAAACGCUCAGACGGGAGCACAUCCUCAGAUACCACAUCCAACAGCUUUGUCCGCCAGGGCUCAGCGGAGUCCUAUACCAGCCGCCCGUCGGACUCUGAUGUAUCUCUGGAGGAGGACCGAGAAGCCUUAAGGAAGGAGGCAGAGCGCCAGGCCUUGGCUCAGCUUGAGAAAGCUAAGACUAAGCCGGUGGCAUUUGCUGUGCGGACGAACGUGGGCUACAAUCCUUCCCCAGGAGACGAGGUGCCUGUGCAGGGGGUGGCCAUUACCUUCGAGCCCAAGGACUUCCUGCACAUCAAGGAGAAAUACAAUAACGACUGGUGGAUCGGGCGGCUGGUGAAGGAGGGCUGCGAGGUGGGCUUCAUUCCGAGCCCCGUCAAACUGGACAGCCUGAGGCUGCUGCAGGAGCAGAAGCUGCGCCAGAACCGCCUCAGCUCCAGCAAAUCAGGUGACAACUCGAGUUCCAGUCUGGGAGACGUGGUGACUGGCACCCGCCGCCCCACACCCCCUGCCAGUGGUAAUGAGAUGACUAGCUUAGCCUUUGAACUAGACCCCCUAGAGUUAGAGGAGGAUGGGGCAGAGCUGGAGGAGCAGAGCGGCUCUGCCAAGACUAGCGUUAGCAGUGUCACCACCCCGCCACCCCACGGCAAGCGCAUCCCCUUCUUUAAGAAGACAGAGCACGUGCCCCCCUAUGACGUGGUGCCUUCCAUGAGGCCCAUCAUCCUGGUGGGACCGUCGCUCAAGGGCUAUGAGGUCACAGACAUGAUGCAGAAAGCACUGUUUGACUUCCUGAAGCAUCGCUUUGAUGGCAGGAUCUCCAUCACCCGGGUGACGGCUGACAUCUCCCUGGCCAAGCGCUCUGUCCUCAACAACCCCAGCAAGCAUGUCAUCAUCGAGCGCUCCAACGCGCGCUCCAGCCUGGCUGAGGUGCAGAGUGAGAUUGAGCGGAUCUUUGAGCUGGCCCGGACGCUGCAGCUGGUUGCCCUGGACGCCGACACCAUCAACCACCCGGCGCAGCUCUCUAAGACCUCGCUGGCGCCCAUCGUUGUUUACAUCAAGAUCACCUCCCCCAAGGUCCUACAGAGACUCAUCAAAUCCCGCGGGAAGUCUCAGUCUAAACACCUCAACGUCCAGAUAGCUGCCUCAGAGAAGCUGGCCCAGUGUCCCCCAGAAAUGUUUGACAUCAUCCUGGACGAGAACCAAUUGGAGGACGCCUGUGAGCACCUAGCCGAGUACUUGGAAGCCUAUUGGAAGGCUACUCACCCGCCCAGCAGCACGCCGCCCAAUCCACUGCUGAACCGCACCAUGGCUACGGCCGCCCUGGCUGCGAGCCCCGCCCCCGUCUCCAACCUCCAGGGACCCUACCUUGCUUCCGGGGACCAGCCGCUGGAGCGGGCCACCGGGGAGCAUGCCAGCGUGCGCGAGUACCCAGGGGAACCGGGCCAGCCCCCCGGCCGCCACCCCCCAGGCAGGGCGGGCACCGUCCGAGCGUUGUCCCGCCAAGACACCUUUGAUGCUGAGACCCCUGGCAGCCGAAACUCGGCCUACACGGAGCCAGGAGACUCCUGUGUGGACAUGGAGACAGACCCCUCGGAGGGCCCGGGGCCCGGGGACCCCGUGGGGGGCGGCACCCCACCUGUGCACCAGGGCUCCUGGGAGGAGGAGGAGGAGGACUAUGCGGAGGACCUGCCUGACAACCGGGGCCGAGCUGGGAGCAAGGCCCGCUACUGCGCCGAGGGUGGGGGCCCAGUCCUGGGACGCAACAAGAACGAGCUGGAAAGCUGGGGCCGGGGUGUCUACAUCCGCUGAGUGGAGGCACACGGAAAGGAGGGAGGGAUGGAUGGGGUACUUACUCCCGGUGGGCUUCGCCUCCAGGGGCUGCAGUCGAUCGCCCACUUUCAGAUGCCUUUCUUCGGUGUUGGAGUUUUUAGGGAUACUUGCCUGGCUCCUGGGCGGCUCUUAAGCCGCAGCCGUGGAGUUUCCUUACCUGCUGAGGAUGAAUGGGGAUACCCUCCUUUUCGAAGUGUCCCCCAUUUCCCUACUCCCCCCUCAACCCCCACCCAGAGAAAAGGUGCACUUCUCUUUCUACUCUGGGCUGUUAGGUGAAGGUCCCAGCCAGUUGGGGUGGCCCUGCCUUCCCAACCGGGGUCAGACACCUUUCCUGGAGAGAGCGGCCACAGACUCAUCCUCAGACCCAGACCUGCCCCUCCCGCUUCCUGGGCAGCAUUGCUCUGUGCGUGAAACCUGUAGCUUGGGAAGGGGGGAGGGGCUGGGAAGCAUCCUGGGUGGUGCCCGCCUAGGAUGCGGGGUGUGCCCUCCCUGGUGGGCGCGGUACCCAGGCCUGGCAGCUGAGUAGAGCGGCCAGAAAUGCUGUCCCCCUCCCCACCUUUGCCUCAGCCUCGCCCACCCAGGAAUGAGCUUUGCCUCCAACCUCCCGCCUGCUGCCAUCUGACCAGGGGGGCCCUCUGCAUCUGAGCCCCCCCAUCUCCAUGCCACAUGGGUGUGGAGACCUCAUUCUAAACCAAAAAACCAGUCCUUCAUCUUCACCCCGAGGCCCCAGGGAUGGUUUGGUGCCCAAGAGGUGACCCCACCGGGGGUUGUCCAGGGACCUUGCAUCUCCCUGGGGAGCUUGGCUGCUGCUGCUUCUCUGUGUUUGCCUCUUGUACUCCUGUCUGCUCCUGUGCCCACUUCCCCCAGGAGAGGCCUUGGCAGCCCCGGGCCCCUAGGGUGCCAUUGGCCUUAGUGUCUCCAGAGGCCAGCAGCCCUGCCCCUCCCCAGCACCCCAGCUGGGCCAGAGAGAGCCGAUUGUGCCAACGAGGACUGGGCCCUGCCCGGCUGCCCACCUCAGGGAUAGGUGCCUCACGCCUGUCCCGCCACCUCCUGUGCCAAUGUUGCCCCACCCCUUUGGGGCGGGGUGCACCUUCCACUUCCUGUUUAGAAGACCCACCACCACCCAGUCCCCGCCUGGCCCCAUGUGGUGUCCUGUGAUCCCUCUGUCUUUUUGUCUGUACUCCACCAGAAGUAUUUUGCCACAUAUAAAACCGCCAUCCUGUCCUUCGCGGCCA
Molecule: messenger RNA, 3282 nt
Organism: Octodon degus (degu)
Lineage: Eukaryota; Metazoa; Chordata; Mammalia; Rodentia; Octodontidae
Gene: Cacnb1
Product: calcium voltage-gated channel auxiliary subunit beta 1
Exons: 14
Coding region: 107-2026 (639 amino acids)
Biological process (GO): calcium ion transmembrane transport; neuromuscular junction development; chemical synaptic transmission
Cellular component (GO): voltage-gated calcium channel complex
Molecular function (GO): high voltage-gated calcium channel activity; protein binding
Source: RefSeq, a predicted model, not a curated record